Molecule: messenger RNA, 408 nt
Organism: Limanda limanda (common dab)
Lineage: Eukaryota; Metazoa; Chordata; Actinopteri; Pleuronectiformes; Pleuronectidae
Product: cholecystokinin-like
Exons: 3
Coding region: 1-408 (135 amino acids)
Biological process (GO): digestion
Cellular component (GO): extracellular region; axon
Molecular function (GO): neuropeptide hormone activity
Source: RefSeq, a predicted model, not a curated record
AUGAAUGUAGGUAUCUGUGUGUGUGUCCUCCUGGCUGCUCUGUCCAGCGGUUCCCUGAGUCUGCCCUCACAGUCCAUCCCCCAGAGAGCUGAGGGUGAGGCUCUCCUGUCAGACAACCUGCCCUCCCCUUCACCCAACCACACGCGCCAAGUCCGCUCAGCUCCAGCGCCCCCCUCAGGGCAGCUCGCCGACUACAACCAACCCCAGGAGGACACAGACCCUAGAAACGGCCUGAGCCAGCUACUGGCCAGACUCCUCUCCAGGAAAGGCUCUCCCCACCAGGCCAGAUCCUCCCUCACCAGCAGAGCCAGUGGUCUGUCCCCGGCCCACAGGAUAAAGGACAGAGAUUAUCUCGGCUGGAUGGACUUUGGGAGACGAAGUGCAGAGGAAUACGAAUACUCCUCCUAA